AGAGCCAACACAGCCAAGAGGUUCAACUGGUUUGGACUUGUAUGUCAGCAGAAUGGUUUAUCAUGUUCCAUUAUUGGGGAUUCCUUGUUGCUGGUGAUGGGUGAGCCUGAAAAAACACAGCUUUACUUGCAUAUCUCAGGCUCCUCUUUAGCCCACUGUCCUGAAGACAAGAGGUUCUGGCUGAUCAGGAGUCUCCAUUAGCAAUUCAAGUUGGCUGGAGAAUGGAAGGUGUUGAGUUUAAGGAAGAAUGGCAAGAUGAAGAUUUUCCAAGGCCCCUGCCAGAGGAUGAUCCUGUUGAGUCUGAUACAUUGGCUGCAGCUGGAACAGAAAGUGAAGCUGAUGCAGAGGUCAUUGGAACCAAAGUGAAGAAGAAACUCGUGGCUCCAGAUAUCAGCUUAACUCUGGAUCGCAGUGGGGAUUCUGUUUUGUCUGAUGACUUGGAUGACAGUGUAGAGAUUGAUUUGGAUGACAUAGAUACUCCUUCAGAAAAUAGCAAUGAAUUUGAAUGGGAAGAUGAUCUUCCAAAACCAAAAACUACUGAUGUAAUUAGGAAAGGAUCACUCACUGAAUAUGCUGCGGCAGAGGAGAAGGAUGAUGGACGACGCUGGCGAAUGUUUAGAAUUGGAGAGCAGGACCAUAGGGUGGACAUGAAGGCAAUUGAACCAUAUAAAAAGGUUAUCAGUCAUGGUGGUUAUUAUGGUGAUGGCUUAAAUGCCAUUGUUGUGUUUGCUGUUUGCUUUAUGCCUGAGAGCAGCCAGCCGAACUACAGAUACCUAAUGGACAAUCUAUUUAAGUAUGUAAUUGGCACUUUAGAGCUGUUAGUAGCAGAGAACUAUAUGAUAGUUUACCUGAAUGGUGCAACAACAAGGAGAAAAAUGCCAAGUUUAGGUUGGCUCAGGAAGUGCUACCAGCAAAUUGAUAGAAGGUUAAGGAAAAAUCUGAAAUCACUGAUCAUAGUCCAUCCUUCUUGGUUCAUCAGAACACUUCUGGCCAUCACAAAACCUUUCAUUAGCUCAAAAUUCAGCCAAAAAAUUAGGUAUGUCUUUACCCUGGCAGAACUAGCUGAACUCAUCCCCAUGGAAUACGUUGGCAUCCCAGAAUGCAUAAAACAGUAUGAAGAAGAAAAGUUUAGAAAGAAACAGAAAAGAGUUGACCAAGAGCUGAAUGGAAAACAAGAGCAGAAAAGUGAACAGUAAGUUUGGAGUCCAAGCAAGACUGAAGAAUAUGCAGAUGGAAUGAUGCUAUUUUUGCUCCAUUUACAGUGCAUUCUCUGUGUGUGUAUGUACUAUAUAAUCUGUUGCAAAAGGUGCUUUGGACUAGCACACAAUGAACUGCUUACCUGCUGUAUUGUUUGUAUUGACUUUAGUAGCUGUUCAUGUAAUCAGUUUAUACUGCUAAGUGUCCAAGAACUCUGUUUUCAGAGGGUGUUCUUGCAAUUGUUUAUCUAAAUGAUGCAUGUUCUUCAGUAAAAUAUUUAUAUACGUAAAUGUUAAAGGAAAGAGAUAAUAUAUAUAUUUUUAUGACUGAGCAAUAUAUUGCGUGUACCUGCUGAAGGAAUUCAUUUGCAGGUAGAUAAGGCCAUAAGUUACUUGUUACUGUAUAAAUCUGUUUUGCUGUAAAUGGUCAAGUGCAUUUCUUGGUUGUCACAGAAAUUUGUGUGGAUAUUAACAAUCACCUAAUGUAGUCUUUCACGAGUGUUGAGAUCCUUAUUUUUGUUCACAUACCUAA
This is a messenger RNA of Acanthisitta chloris (rifleman), 1728 nucleotides long. It is a transcript of the gene BNIP2, whose product is annotated as BCL2/adenovirus E1B 19kDa interacting protein 2. The record is from RefSeq and is a predicted model, not a curated record. Gene Ontology annotation, cellular component: cytoplasm. The transcript is spliced from 11 exons. Bases 222 to 1196 code for a protein of 324 amino acids. Gene Ontology annotation, biological process: apoptotic process. NCBI's taxonomy places the organism in Eukaryota, Metazoa, Chordata, Aves, Passeriformes, Acanthisittidae.